Molecule: messenger RNA, 4755 nt
Organism: Taeniopygia guttata (zebra finch)
Lineage: Eukaryota; Metazoa; Chordata; Aves; Passeriformes; Estrildidae
Gene: SLC66A1
Product: solute carrier family 66 member 1
Cellular component (GO): lysosomal membrane
Molecular function (GO): L-lysine transmembrane transporter activity
Source: RefSeq, a predicted model, not a curated record
GGACGGCGGCUUCGGAAAGGGAGCCCGGGGAGGAACGGCGGCUUUGGAAAAGGAGCGCCGGGAACCCGGGGAGGAACGGCGGGGCCGGGGAGGAACGGCGGCUUCGGAAAGGCAGUGCCCGGUGCCCGGGGAGGAACGGCGGCUUUGGAAAGGGAACCCGGGGAGGAACGGCGGCUUUGGAAAGGGAGCCCGGGGAGGAACGGCGGCUUUGGAAAGGCAGUGCCCGGUGCCCGGGGAGGAACGGCGGCUUUGGAAAGGGAACCCGGGGAGGAACGGCGGCUUUGGAGAGGGAACCCGGGGAGGAACGGCGGCUUUGGAGAGGCAGCGCCGGGACCCGCGGGGAUCGUGUGGGACAGCAGCGACUCUGUGGAAAAGCUCGCUGACUUCAGGCUGUGAAAAAUUGCCGAUUUCCGGCAGCUUCCCGAGCAAGCGGCUGAGGGGAGAGCGGCGGGACUGGGACAGCCUUAAAGGAAAACCGGCGGGUGGCUGAGGAGUCGUGGGUUUGUAAAGAAAAGCAGCCCAAGUUUCGAAAAGAGCGGGUUUUCAAGGAAAAAUACAGUUCUGAACCGCGUCGGUGAAGAGGCGAGUGCCGGUGCUGCGAGGAUAGCGUUAUCCCGGCGGGUUGAUGGCCGCGCGGCGCUGGAGGGGUCUCCCCUUUGGGAAUCUCUCCGAUUGUCCCAACGGCUCCCGCUGGAUCAUGGAUGUGUUCAACGAGUGUGCCCAGGACGGCCGGGAUGUCGCCAGCAUCGUCCUGGGGCUGGGCUCCAUCGCCUGCUUCAUCGCUGCUGCCUUCCCGCAGUUUUACCAGGCGUGCAGAACGGGCAUCAUGGACCAGGCUCUCUCCAUCUAUUUCCUGCUGGGAUGGCUGGGCGGAGACCUCCUCAACCUCAUCGGUUCCUUCCUGGCUGAUCAGCUGCCCCUGCAGGUGUACACGGCCAUUUACUACGUGCUGGCAGACCUGGGGAUGCUGUCCCUCUACUGCUACUACCGUGUGAAGAACAGGGGCAGAGCGUGCCCUGCUCCCAUCAACGCAGCCUUUGUGUUCCUCUCCGUGGGGUCCCUGCCCUGCCUCUCCCUCCUGGGCAGUGCCAGCACCGAGGCCCCAGGGCCUUUCCGAGGGAGGUCUCUGCUGUCAGCUCCUGGGGAUGAGCUUGGACCAAAGCCUUUCUCCAGGACUGAAAUCAUUGGAUUUACCAUCGGCUCCAUCUCCUCCGUGCUCUACCUGUGCUCCCGAGUGCCCCAGAUCUGCACCAACUACAAGAGGAAAUCCACCAGCGGGGUCUCCUACUCUCUCUUUGCCCUGGUGAUGCUGGGGAAUUCCCUGUACGGCCUCAGUGUCCUCCUGAAGAACCCGGAGCCAGGCCAGGGCCAAGGUGACUACAUCCUGCACCACCUGCCCUGGCUCGUGGGCAGCCUGGGUGUCCUGGCCUUGGACGUGGUUGUAUCCUUUCCCCUGGGAUGGGAUCCCAGCCUGCCAGCAGGGCCUUGCAGCGGGGUGGGGACAUGCUGCUCCCUGGGGCAUCUGUGGCCUGGUUUGCAUUGAGCUCCUUGUCCCACUCCCACCUCUCCUGGCACAAACUCGGGGUGCUGACACCCCGUGCGUCCCCGAGAUCCCCCUGUGAGUGCAGAGCCUUGACCUCGCCCCAGAUCUCCUGCCAGUUCCUGGCCUAUCGGAAAGGACGGGCUGGGACCCUCGAGGAGAGGGAUGCACUCCUGGGGGAGCCAGAGGAGAGCCCAGAGAGCUGACAGAGGGACCUGCCCUGCAGGGAGAGGAGGAGGAGGAUGGUGCACAUGAGGAAGGUGGCCUUAGGGCUGGGAAGAGCAGCCCCUCCAUCCUGGUGGCUCCUGGCAGAAGAGGCCCCGAGCCCGUGGGUGACACGUUGUGCUGCCGAGGCGGUGGCAGAGGAUGCUGCUGGGACACCUGGUGCCUCUUGGAUACCAAUGAUGCUUUCAGGAUAAAAGGGAAUUUUUGGAUACCUCAGUUGCUCUUCGCUGCUCCAGCUGAGCCUGGUCACUGCUGCCUCUGCCAAGGGGGAUCUGGAACUGCCUUGGUGCUGAAAAAUGUGGGGAGAGCGUGAGUGGGAUGGCUGAUCUGCCACAGGCACGAGCACCCCUGUGACCUCACAGCUCCCCUUCAGCUCCUUCUGGAAGGCACACAGGGCUGGAUCCAAUGGGAAAGGAGCAGCAGAACCAAAGUGUUCAGUCCACACCUGUUUUAAUCAGCAUGGCUCACCCAUCUAUAAAACAUGUCUUUCCCCACCUGCCUCCCUUGGUUUCAUUUUGCUGCUCUACUUGGCAGCUCCUGCCUCUUUCCUAAUGAGUCUCACAGUCCCAUUUCUCUGACUUCUCAUUUUUUGCCUCACCCAUGUUUUAAUUGCUUGGAUUCCUUGGGGAAGUUGCUCCAUUGCUGUUCCCCAGCAGAAGAGCUGCUUCUCUGCCUGCUCUGGUUUUCAUUUCCUCCCCUCUCUCCUUGAUGAUUUUCUCAGCCUGAUGAGUUUGUCCCCAGCACCGGUGAGUUUAUCUCCCUCUCGGGCCCUGAACGCAGCACAGGGCAGGACAGGAGCAGGCUGGUCUGGGAAAAGCUGUGUCCCAGCAGGAGAGGGGAGGUGUAGCCAGGCUCCCUCCCGUGGGCUGAGCCCUUCCUGCUGGGGACGAGCAGAUCAGUCUCCCUGGGAAAAUGAGGAAAACAACCAAAGCUUGGAGACCCUUCAGGAAAAACUAUCCCAGCUUGGCCUUGUGAAAACCACCUUUCCUUUUCCUGCAGUUGCUGUCAGCUCUUCCUUUUGCUUCCCUUUCCCCUCUCCAGCUCCCUGAUACCCAGCAGCGUGUCCCUUCUGGCUUUAGCUCCAGUAGCAUCGAUUUAUGAUUCCUCAGCCAGUCCAUGGCAUUUGUCCUUCCCAAGGAAGUCACUCAGCUUUGUCCUCACAUUGGUUCCACAGCUCAGCCUGGAUCUCACAUUACCUGGAUUCCAGCAGUUCAGUGCCCACCAAACUGCAGCAGCAGGUUCAUUUUGGAAACAAGCUGGGCCAGUACUUGGAACUGACCCGGCUGUCUUCAGAAAGGAAGUGUAUUUUCACUCUCUCUGAGCCCCUUGAACCAAGUGAGUGGGUUUUUACAGGAUUAAUUCACAAUUCUGCCCCUCCAGAUUCACAGGCAGAGGGGCUGCUCACCUCCUCCUGAAGCCAGCAGCAUUUCCUUUCCUGUCUCUCCUUGGGAAUUGUAGAACAAUUCACAUCCUGUUGUAAUCCAACCAUGAGCAAAUCCCUCAUCUCUGCCACUCGUAACACUAAAUAAUUGUCACAUACUGGUUUUUCCUAAACCUGGACAGAGAAAACCUCUACCAUAAGGAGGAAAGAGUGUGUAUAUAUGUAUAUUUAAUAUAUAUAUCUCACAGUCUGUCCCCACAGGUGCACCUGAAGCAUGCUUUAGGUACAAAGCUGAUUUACUCUGACUUUACUUGGGCUGGGCAGGAUGGAGCAAGGCGAGCAGCUGCACACAGAGCUUCCACACCCACAGCCACCUCAUGGAUUAAUAACCUCAUGGUGGCUGCAAAUUCCUGAGGCUCUCCCCGAGGUUCCCAUCUCCCCAAGUCACUGCAGCCCCGUUGCUGUGUUCAGGAUUUUGCAGAGGCACAAGUCAGAGCAGAAAAGGCAGAGCAGGACCAACCCCCCUGGAGGGACAGAGGAACCAAACCUCACCAGGAGUCUUCCCCCUGCCAGGCUCCAGAGCUCACACAGACAUCUCCAGCUUCAGGAGAGGUUUGUGCUGGGACAGAACCGAGAGGCAGCAGCCAAAUCCCAGCCUGUGUCCCACAGGAGCUCCCGGGCUGCUUUCAGCACACCCAGCAGGGCUGGGCAGACCCUUCUCCCCUGAAUGCACCACACAAACAUUUGCUGGGUGCCCGGAGCAUCAAUCCCAGCACCUGGGAAGGGCAGCAGUGAGUAACACAGGGCCAAAGAGCAGUGGGACACCACACCCCCUUCCAGACAAACACUUCUGGAUGUGGGAAAAACACAAACCCCAAGAAACCCUGCCAGGAAGGAAAGAGAAACAAGGAGGACACGAUCACACAAACAUCUUCCUGGGAUUUUUUUUGUUUGUUUUUAUUGUUUUAGUAUUUUUUUUUAAUUUUCUUUUUUUUCCAUUUUUUAGUAUGGAGGCUCAAGUAUCAGAUGUAGAUUCAAUUUAAGCUUUACAAAAAAAACAAAAAAUCAAAACAAAAACCCCUUUUGCAUUCCAUAAAAAUUGACAGAAAAGCGCCUUGGAACCAGGCUAUAGAAGAGCAGAACUUUCAGCAGGUCUUGAAAUCACCAUCUCCUGCACAUCUGGGUUACUCAGUAUUGUACAAGCCCAAGGAACACCCUCUCUUCCCUCCCUCCCUCCAGCCAGCCCCUGUGCCCAGCCCCCAAACAUACGUGGAAUAAUUAUUUUUCUUUUUUUUUUUUUUUUUUGUUUUUCCAGUUCUUCCUCUUUCACACACCACAGUAUUUAAUAAAUUUUUGUUUUACAUUUUUUACACCAAUGUAACAAAAGGCAGGAGGGGUGAGGGAGGAAAAGACAAACAAUGAUCUGUGGUGAUGUAUAUAAAUGGGGGAGGGUGGGGAAAGGGGGGGAGAAAAAAAAAUAAUACAUGGACUUCUACAGAAACAUAGCCUAAGGUCUGGAGAGUAAAAUGUGGUGCAAAGUAGGCCUCAGAGACUGAAAAAGUUUGUACAGCUUUAUUCAUGGGGAGAGGAUGGCGUUGCAUGGAGAGUA